Lachancea dasiensis is the source of this 735-nucleotide messenger RNA. The record is from the annotation of a GenBank genome assembly. NCBI's taxonomy places the organism in Eukaryota, Fungi, Ascomycota, Saccharomycetes, Saccharomycetales, Saccharomycetaceae.
AUGGCGGAGCUUCCUGUCACAUUGCAAGAUGUAGAAUCUAGGUACAUCAAGCCAGAGCUGCCAACAGUCUUAAAAAGGCUAUUUAAAUCUCAUAAGAACUUGGAUUUCGAAUCUGCUAUUUGGGAGAUGGUCAAUCUCGUAUUCCGACCUCGCAAAGCGCACCGGACUCUGUAUUACCAAAGGCAAACAAGGAAUAGAUGGUCCAGGGAUGAUCCUUCGUUUUUCAUAUUGCAAAUUGGGUUGCUUUCGGCGAGUUCACUAGUCUGGUCCAUCGUUUAUGGUCAAUCUUUCCUUGGAUUUCUCAAGAUGAUGAUCAAUAUGAUCUUACUGGAUUUUUUUGCAAUUGGAUUCACCGUCGCCACAGUGUUCUGGUCGCUUUUGAACCGCAGUUUCUUCAAGUUUAGAUCCGCUCAACAUUCCCAAGUUGAAUGGGCAUUUUGUUUUGACGUACACUGCAAUGCAUUUCUAGUGGUAUGGUGUUUACUCUACCUUUUGCAAUUCAUUCUUCUCCCUGUUAUCCAUCUUCAUCGCUGGAUUGGUCUCUUCGUCGGAAAUACACUGUAUUGUGUAGCUUUUGGGCAAUAUUUUGUCCUUUCAUUUUACGGAUACAGCCAACUACCAAUCUUAAAAAACGUCAACUUCAUUCUUUUACCGACUCUCAUAUUUGCAGGUAUCUACUUUGUGAGCUUGUUCGGUUUAGAUCUCUCAAGGGUGUUUCAAUUUCACUCCUAUUAG